This is a messenger RNA of Pelagomonas calceolata, 1252 nucleotides long. The record is from the annotation of a GenBank genome assembly. Lineage: Eukaryota; Pelagophyceae; Pelagomonadales; Pelagomonadaceae.
AUGCUUGCCAGAGCAGCGCAGACGUGCGCGCGACGCGGUGCGCCCCGCGUCGCAGCGCGCGCCGCGUCGUCGGCGGCCCGGCAGCGCGCGCGCGCGCCGCGCGUGCUGGCGGGCGCGGCGGCGGGCCUGGGCCUCGGCUGGGCCGCGGUGCACCGCCCCGGCGCGGCGCCGGCGCGCUGCGAGGCCGCAAUCGCGGACGAGCCCGCCGCGGAGGCGGCGGCGGCCGAGGCGGCGGUCCAGGCGGCGGCCCUCGCCGCGCGGAACCGCGCGUGGCGCGACGCGCUGCGCGAGGCGCUGGCGCACUGGGCGUCGUUCCUGAGCCUGUGCCUCGCGACGUUCGUCGCGACGGCCGUCGAGCGCGUCGCGCUCGCGAGCCAGGUGCAGCAGCUCGUGGCGCUGCCGGGCCAGGUCGGGCUCGACGACGCGCUGCGCCACGUCGCGGCGAUCUUCGGCAUCAAGGCGGUCCACCUGCUCGCGGAGGCGGUCAAGGGCCUCGUCGCGGGCCGGCUCGGCGCGGCGCUGGAGCGGCGCGGGCGCGCGCGGUGGCUCGCCGCGCGGCAGAAGGCCGGCGGGGCCGAGGGCGCCGACGACGCGCAGCUCGCCGCGGGCCCGAAGCUCCUCGUCGUCGACGCGGCGCCGCGCGUGGUGGUCGAGGGAACCUUCGGCGUCGUGGGCGCGGCCGGCGCGCUGCGCGCGUCGCCGUUCCAGGCGGUGUACUUCGUCGCGCACGAGGCGCUGCUGGGGCAGGUCGUCGGCGCGGUCGCGGCGGCGCUCGCGGCGGCGCGCGACGCGCGCCAGGCCGACGACGACGCCGCGCGCGCGGCGUGGGCCGCCGCCGCGACAACGGGGGCGGGCGAGCCGCCCGACGACGCGCACCUCCGCGCCACGGCCGUGGCCCUGGGCGACGCGCAACUCGCGUUCGAGCGCGCGGUCGACGCCAGCCAGCUCGCCGUGCUCGCGUCGUACGUGGUCACGUCCACGUGCUUCGUCGAGCGCCGUUUCCUGGGGGCCGACGCGGAGAAGUACCAGAAGGUCAUGGGCUUCGCCGGCGGCGCGAUGCAGGCGGCGCAGGAGAUCGGGUCGUGCGCCGAGGCGCUGGGCCGCGGCACGGAUCUGAUGGUGAAGCUCCACGCGCUCGAGGACGCCGGCGCCGUGGACGCGCUCGCGGCGUCGCCGUACUUCGGGGGGGCGCUAGGGAAGCGCUGAACGCCAAGGCCGCCCGCGUAUAUGUCUAAUUAUCUUCUUAGCCCCG